Molecule: messenger RNA, 4026 nt
Organism: Medioppia subpectinata
Lineage: Eukaryota; Metazoa; Arthropoda; Arachnida; Sarcoptiformes; Oppiidae
Source: the annotation of a GenBank genome assembly
AUCUACUAAUUAGUCUUUGAUUAUAAAUACGAGUGAAAAUGUUAAUCAAACUAUUGUUAGUCUCGUUGUCUUUGGCCGUGUAUUUGGUGUCCGGCGACGACGUGGACAUCACCAAAGGACCGCCCGAUUACGACAAGCCAUGGGUUGACGGCUGGGGUUUUAACCAGAGUGAUCACUUGGGUUGGAAAAAGCAACAUGAACAUAUGCUCAAACAGACCGCAGAUCAUGGCUCGAAAAUUAAGGUCAUUUUCUUUGGCGACUCUAAGAUCGCCCGACUAUUAUCUGAGGGCAAAGCCAUUUGGGACGAGUACUUCGCCCCCAAACACUACUAUAACUACGGUAUUAGGGGUGACAGCACUCGACAGAUUCUGUGGCGGAUGCAUCACAAGGAGUUUGAGGGCCUGACGCCCAAAGUACUCGUUUUUAUGAUUGGCGGCAAUAAUUUCAAGAGUAAUUAUAAUAGAGGAACCGAUGAUGAGAUACUAAAGGCAAUGGAUGUGAUAGUGAAGGGCUUGAGAGAGAUGUUGCCAAAGACUGAACUUGUUUUGGUCGGACAGUUGCCCCGUAAGGGCACGACCGACAAGAGGGCCCGUUAUAUAAACUCGGCUCAAGUGGACGAGUAUAAGGAGUCGAGCGAUAAAAUGGUUCAUUUUGUUAAUCUCUUCGCCAAUUAUACGACGACUAAAGACAAACAAAAUACAAAACUUUUCAUUGAAGACGGCAUUCAUCUCAAUGAAGACGGAUAUAAAAUAUUAGCGCAAACACUCGAUCCUAUUAUUAAGAAACUAAUUAAUAGAAAUGAGAAAAUAGUUUUGAAUAAAGUGACCGGUUUUGCAGAGUUUGGGAGUUUGACAGCAGUUAUGGGUCCGUCGGGUGCGGGACUCACAUCACUCUUGAGGUGUUUGAAUGGUAUGAAUAACAGGAGAUUAGACGCCGACUCCCGGAUCCGUUUAAGUCGUGACCACAAAAUCAGAUCCGCUUUUAUCGGACACAACGAAAAAGAGAUUCUGAUAAUGGGAUUAACGGCCAAACAAAACAUGAUUUACGCGUCGAAACUGAAAAACAGUGGUUUACCCGAAGGAAAGACAAUUGACCACAACAUGAAUGUGUCGGCAAUAAUGACAGACUUGUUGAUGAGCGACAUAAUGAACACUCGGGUCGACCGAUGCAGUGGUGGUGAACAGAAACGACUGGCCAUUGCUGUCGAGUUGACGGCAUUUCACAAACCAAACCUCAUAUUAUUUGAUGAGCCGACCACUGGUCUCGACAGUAAUGUCGCUGAAGUGGGAGGACAGUGUGUAUACUUUGGCCCACCCGUCCAUUUACGGCAUCACUUGAGCUCAUCCAACAUUGUCUGCAAUGAGAAUCAGGUGCCGAUCGAACACCUGUUGACCAUUGCAUCCAAAGGCAGUGACAGUACAGAUGUAAUUGAGUUGAGAGCAAAGACAGGACAGCGAAUGAAUCAAUUCAUUUAUCACAGAAUUAAUGAUACCAUUAAUAAGCAAAUACACCACAAAAGCAAACCAUUUCUCGUCAGAGAUGUGUUUCUAUUAACCAAACGAUGGAUAACAGAGUUUUACUCAUAUAAGUGGCGGAUAUAUCUGUUAAAUUUGGCGGUCUUUGUAUUGUCCGCCGCUAUCUUUGCAUUGAUGUACGGCUCAGACAUCGGUCAGUACGACGACUGUAUGGCCGGAAUCGGUGUCCAAACAAAUGAGACGUGUCUCGAAAUAUUGGACAGAGACUAUCAAAUCAAUCAAAAUUUAUGUUUUCUUACAUUCACUUCAUGGGCGAGUAAAACAUCCAUUGAUAUCAAACAUUCCUCCCGAAGAAGUAAAGACAACAGGCGUUUGAGUAUAGCGUGGAUUGAUUUGACACUAAAAGUGGAUAAAACUCUGUAUUCAUCUGAAAAAGUGAUCCUAAGAGGUGUUAACGGAUUGUUUGAAUUCAAUUCACUCAACGCAUUGAUGGGUCCGUCGGGUGCGGGAAAGACAUUACUCUUGCGCUCAUUGAACGGAAUGUGCAGACAUUUGAUGACUGAAGAGUCAAAGAUAUAUUUGAGUACUUUUCACACAAUCAGGACCUGCUUUAUAGCUCAGGACCAGAGGGAACAUCUCAUCACUGGCUUAACAGUCAAACAAUCACUCAUUUACGCGUCUAAACUGAAGAACAGUUCCAAGAGUUACAUAAACCACGAAAUCAAUGUCUUUCAAUUGAUGCAAGAGUUGUCCAUAACUGACAUAAUGGGUGUAAAUGUGGAGAAAUGCAGUUCCGGUCAACAGAAGCGGAUUGUGAUGGCAAUGGAGUUGACGCCAGACAUCAAACCUAAUCUCAUAUGUAUUGACGAACCCACGAGUGGUGUCGACAGCUAUUCAGCCCUUUUAAUGAUUAAGUGCUUUAAAAAGUUGUCCCAAAAGCAUAGGUUAACGAUCAUUACAUCCAUACAUCAGCCAAACCUCGAAAUACUAAUGCUUUUCGACUCACUGUAUGUUUUGGCCAAAGGAGGGCUUACCGUAUACUCCGGGCCACCAAAACACCUGUCCUUACAUUUACAACAAUGUAAUAUCGCAUACAGUAGUGAACAGAUCCCCAUUGAAGUACUCAUGAAGAUCGCUGCCAACGGAUCAGUCGCCUAUACCUUCAGCUACGGCUGGAAACAGUUGUUGGCGGAGAUUGGUUGUGUGGCGUUAGCCGUCAACGGCUCCUACGGGUGCCGACAAACCGCUCAAGACUUGGAUGACUUGAAACUGACUUAUUAUAACAAUCAAUUCAUUUCAUUCAUAGUCACGACUCAAUUCUUCUUCAAUUUAAUUCUAAGCGCAAUGAAAACCUCAUCACAAAUAAAGCUCUUUAUGUCUGAACACAGAAAUUUCUGGUACAGCACUGAGUCAUUCUUUGUGGUCAAAUCAGUGAUGGAUUUCAUACCAUUUAUGAUAAUAUUGGCGUCAGUUGUGGCGGUGAUUGACAAUUACGACAAAGAGUACACCUAUUGGUCACUAAUACUGGCGUUGAGCUUAAGUUGUCUACAAUAUCAGAGUUUGGGCCAAAUCUGUGGCAUUUGUUUUGAGGAAAACGGGGUUUUGGUCGGCAUUUUGUUAAUACCAAUUGCAGUGGUGUUUAGCGAUUCAGUGAUACUUUUGCAUGAUUUGGGAUCAAUUGCACAGCACUUGUCACAUAUCACUUCGAGCGCCCCAUUUAUACGCUACACAAGGAUCUGGUUUUACGGCUCCGACCGUGGCGCUCAUUUGGAUGACAUCGACAUAACGAAGGGUCCGCCGGCGUAUGACAAGCCAUGGGUGUCUGCCUGGGGCUGGUUUGGCACUACAAACCCUACGGGUUGGAGGGAUAAGCACCUGAAAAUGCUUAAUCAGACUAAUGAACACAAAAACGAUAUCAAACUCCUGUUUUUUGGCGACUCAAAGACCGAGGGCUGGAUCCGUGAGGGCAUCGAUGUUUGGAAAAGUAAUUACGUUAAUAGAGGCGGUUAUAACUACGGCAUCGGCGGCGACAGCACUCGGCAGGUGUUGUGGCGGAUCGACAACAAGGAGUUGUCUGGUUUGGCGCCGAAGGUAUUGGUGUUUAUGAUCGGCGGUAAUAAUUUUGGCAACAAUUAUAACAGAGGUACGGACGAAGAGAUAGUGAAAGCGGAACAUCUGAUCGUCGAUAACAUACGUAAAGCAGUGCCCAAAACACACAUCAUAUUUGUGAGUCAAUUGCCGAGAGGGUCCUCUGACAACAGGGCCAGACAUAUAAACACCUUAUGGGAACAAAGUGGUGACAGCAAGACUACCAUGGUCAGUGACACGUUUGUACAUUUUAUAAAUCCGUACAAAAAGUUCACUAAACCGGACGGAACACAGAAUCUGGACCUUUAUAUCGGAGAUCACAUUCAUCUGAAUAAAGCCGGUUAUGAAAUAUUGGCUCAAAGUAUUGAACCACUUAUCAAACAAUUCCUGUGAACGCAUUUGCGUUACAUUUAAUUAUUAAAAUUUUGUUAAUUAAUAAAUUACUUUCUUAUGUAAACAUGAA